Cuscuta campestris is the source of this 920-nucleotide messenger RNA. The record is from the annotation of a GenBank genome assembly. Lineage: Eukaryota; Viridiplantae; Streptophyta; Magnoliopsida; Solanales; Convolvulaceae.
GGUAUCUUGUCUAGUCAUUUGUGAUGGCAGAAGAUGGGAAGUUCUGAAUUGAGAAGUUCGAUGGUACAGAUUUCAGUUGGUGGAGAAUGCAAAUUGAAGAUUUGCUGGUUCAGAAAGAUUUGGACGUGGUAUUGGGUGACAAGCCAGAAAAGAUGUCAGAUGCAGAUUGGGCAGGUUUGGAUCGGAAAGCAAUGUCCGUGAUCCGACUCUCGUUGACCAAGAAUGUUGCGUUCAACAUUCUAAAGGAAACGACAGCGAAAGGGAUUAUGGAAGCGCUUUCUAACAUAUACGAGAAGCCAUCUGCGGCAAACAAAGUAUUCCUGAUUAGAGAAUUGGUGAACACAAGGAUGAAAAAUGGCACUUCAGUUACCGAGCAUAUCAACAAGUUGAAUUCGAUCUUAGCCAGACUUUUGUCAGUGGGCAUUAAGUUCGAUGAUGAAGUUCAAGCUUUACUACUGUUAUCGUCAUUGCCUGACACUUGGUCCGGAACUAUUACAGCAGUUACCAGUUCAGCGGGACCUGACGGAUUCACUUUUGAGAAGAUUCGUGACCUCGUUCUUGGCGAAGAUGUCAGAAGAAGGAGUUCUAGUGAGUCUUCGGAAGAAUCAAUAAAUAUCGUCAGAGGUAGAGGAAAUAACAGAGGUUGUGGGAGCAAGAACAGACGAAGGAGUCGAUCGAAGACUUGGGAUAGCUCAGGCGUAACAUGCUGGAAGUGCAAGGAGGUGGGGCAUUUCAAGAAUCAGUGCCCGAAAGAGGAUAAGCAAGUGAACAUUGCUAGAGGCUCCGCGAGCGACGAGGAUUUGUUUAUCUGUUGUGCGGAGAGCAGUGUAGAUUCCUGGGUCAUGGAUUCUGGUGCUUCAUUUCAUGCUACCCACAGCGGUGAAGCAUUGCAGAAUCUAGUUGUUGGGGACUUUGGAAAG